GAUGUGCCAGAGCUGAGAUAUUCUAGCAACAUCUACAAAGCUAUCUAUGCAGUGGCUCAUUCAUUGCACAGCAUCCUAAAGUGCUCCACAAGUCAGGGAUGUGACAAGACUAUAAAUGUUACUCCCUGGCAGGUAGUGGAGGCAUUGAAGCAGGUAAAUUUUACCAUUAAAAAUGGCGAUGAGGUGUGGUUUGACAGCACUGGUGCGACUAUUGCUUGGUAUGAGGUGGUGAACUGGCAGCGUGGAUCAGAUGGCUCAGUCCAGUUUAAACCUGUAGGCUACUAUGAUGCCUCUCUACCUCCUGGACAGAAUUUUGUUCUCAACACUGAAGCCAUAAUGUGGCUUUUGCCUGUGUCAGUGUGCAGUGAGAGCUGUCGUCCAGGAACUCAUAAAGUCCUUCAGAAAGGAAGACCAGUCUGUUGCUAUGACUGCAUACCAUGUGCAGAGGGAGAAAUCAGUAAUAGCACAG
Molecule: messenger RNA, 469 nt
Organism: Larimichthys crocea (large yellow croaker)
Lineage: Eukaryota; Metazoa; Chordata; Actinopteri; Sciaenidae
Product: extracellular calcium-sensing receptor-like
Exons: 3
Biological process (GO): G protein-coupled receptor signaling pathway
Cellular component (GO): plasma membrane
Molecular function (GO): G protein-coupled receptor activity
Source: RefSeq, a predicted model, not a curated record